Molecule: messenger RNA, 2812 nt
Organism: Macadamia integrifolia
Lineage: Eukaryota; Viridiplantae; Streptophyta; Magnoliopsida; Proteales; Proteaceae
Product: transcription factor TCP4-like
Exons: 2
Coding region: 1141-2421 (426 amino acids)
Biological process (GO): regulation of secondary shoot formation
Cellular component (GO): nucleus
Molecular function (GO): DNA-binding transcription factor activity; sequence-specific DNA binding
Source: RefSeq, a predicted model, not a curated record
CUAGGCCUAAAAAGAAUUCCUCUUUCAAUUUACUGUUCCAUUCCCUCUCUCUCUCGUUCUUUUCCCAAAGAAGCUGAGGAUUUCUCUGCAAACCCAUCUGAGUUAUCUGAAUUUUUAGGUGUUCAGAGUUUGCUUGUUUAGGAGCACAUUAGCCGUGUUACAGCCUUGCAGGUCUUUUUCUUUUUACCCCUCUCUCUCUCUCUCUGUUGUGUUGGUGGGCACUACAUGUAACCCUUCUACGGAGAGAGACCCAUCAAAGACGACUGGCCUUUCCAUCUGCCUUUCUUAGAGAGAGAUAGAGAGAAAGAGAGAGAGAGAGAGAGAGAGAUGGGUUGAGGACAUAACUUGAAUAGAUAGGUAGAGAAGAGGAGAAAGAGAGAGAGAGAGAGAGAGGGGGAUGCCCCCCUUCCCCAACUGAAGACGGAAAGGAUAUUGUGUAGCUUUGUGGGUCUCUUGGGGAAUUGGGUGUUGGGGUUUGGAGGUAUCGGUGAUGGAAUUUGGAGAGUUGAAUGGCAAGGUCUGUUGGAAGAGGCAGCAGCAGCAGGAUCAGGUUACAGAGUGGUGGCAGCUGCAGGAGAAACAGAUUAAGCAACAGAAGAAGCAACACGAAGGGGAAGACGACUCGUGGAGCGAGCCAACAAGGGACAGUGCGGGUAAUCAUCAGUAAUAAGAAAAAGUGUAAAAAGAAAUCAAAAGCUGGAACAAGGAAACAGGACGGGUCUGAGUCUGGAUCCUCAGUGGAAUCAUCAGCAGCAGCAGCUUCAGAGGCAGCAUCUCCACCAAGCUCUAAAACCAACAAGACUAGCAGAAGACGACGACGAAGAAGAAGAUCAGGAAGAAGGGGACCAAGAUCAUUUCGAAGAAGAAGAAGAGCUACAUGGUCUGCGUCUGCAACAACCGCUUCAGUUGCAGCAGCAACAAGGGUUUCACUUUCAUGGCUAUCAUCUUCAGCAGCAACACUAUCAGCAGCAGCACUUCUAUGGAAGAUUGGAUGGGGGAGCAUUAGAUACCCACCAGACCAAACCCCCCAAAAAGCGAUCUUACUUCCCAUCUGCUUGUCCUUCUUCCUUAUCGUCUCCUACUACUACUGCUACUUUGACAUCUUCUUCUGGUAUCGAAUAUGCGAGAUUGGGGGAGCCGAUGGAAGAGAGUCGGCACCACCAACCGUCGUCGAGAUUGGGGCUAAGAGCAGCCGCCGCCGCCGCCGCCACCAUCGGAGGAGGAGAGAUCGUAGAAGUGCAAGGAGGCCACAUUGUGCGAUCCACAGGGAGGAAAGACAGGCACAGCAAGGUCUGCACUGCAAAGGGUCCUCGCGACCGGAGAGUCCGCUUGUCUGCUCACACUGCCAUUCAGUUCUACGACGUUCAGGAUCGACUGGGCUACGACCGACCCAGCAAGGCCGUCGAUUGGCUCAUCAACAAGGCCAAGGCCUCCAUAGACGAGCUCGCCCAGCGUCCUGCUUGGACCCCAACCACCACCACCACCACUUGCAGUGCUGCAGCUGCUCCUUCCGCCACCACUGAUACUACUCAUCCUGUCGACCAAGGCCACGAAGAGGAAAACAGGCUUCAUUUCCGGCACAAAACCGACACUGCAGUUGGUUCGAGUAAGAGGCCAAUGGCAUCUGCGGAGGCAGCGGCUUCUGGGUUUGGUUUUCAGCAUCAGCAGCAGCAGAUGAACAAUCCCAGCCACAGCUCCAACUUCCUUCCGCCUUCUUUAGACUCCGACUCCAUUGCUGACACCAUAAAGUCCUUCUUCCCAAUGGGCGCAUCUACAUCCUCGUAUUCCAUCAAUUUUCAGAACUACCCACCAGACCUUAUCUCCAGAACCAGCAGCCAAGCUCAAGAUCUUCGUCUUUCUCUCCAGUCCUUCCGAGACCCAAUCCUUCUUCACCAGCAACAGCAGCUGCACCACCAUCCACAGCCUAAUCGUUCGGCCGAACAGACCCUUUUCUCUGUUUCUGCUCCAUUGGCGUUUGAUACCACCUCCGACGCUUGGUCUGAGCAGCCACAUCAGCAGCAGCAGACAGCGACGGACACUCAAUAUCAGAGAACAGUCGCUUGGAAUGCCGGAACGGAUACAAGCAGCAGCUCAGGAGGAGGUGAAGGAGGAUUCGUCUUCCAUUCGCCGCCGCUGCUGCAACCAUCUCUCGGCCAAAGCCAGUUCUUUUCUCAGAGGGGACCCCUUCAGUCCAGUAACUCACCUUCAGUUCUUGCUUGGAUGGACCCGCAGAUUUCCGCCUCAGAUCAUCAUCAUAAUCAUAUGGCAGCUUCAGUCCAUCAUAGAUUGCCCAUCUCCGGCAUCGGAUUUGCCUCUGGAGGAUUUUCUGGCUUCCGCAUUCCGGCAAGAAUUCAAGGUGAAGAGGAGCACGACGCUGUCUCCGACAAGCCGUCCUCUGCUUCCUCUGCUUCACGCCAUUGAGUAAACAAACCGAAAUUCUCCCUUCAACAGGAAUUCUCUUAUCUUGAUGGAAGAGUCCAUGAAACGAGCUGUGUUAUUAAGAAUUUGUAGAGAGGAGGGCGACGAGGAGGACGGGAAGGAAGAUUUUCGGUUUCUUGCACAAAUGGCUGACCGUGGGAAGAAGAAAUCUGUGUCACUGUGUGGAUUCAGGUUGUUCUAUCCCCAGUUUCGCUUGUAUGAGUUUGUUAAUUUUAUAUUUCUUAACUUUCCUGUUUAGAUGAGCUCUGUGAGCUCUACUUUGUUCAAUCUUUAUUUGAUUUCUCUGAUACUGUAAGAUUUUGGAUUCUGUUUUGGAUGUCUUUCCGAAAUGUUUAGUCUUGGGAGGAAAAGGAAGACUUGUUUGUUCUGAUAA